UUUUUUAAACCCACCGCUCCCCUUCAGACGACCAGCGUUUCCAGCUCAAACAAAUAUCUUUUAACAACAUCACGUUGUGGAAUAGUCUGGCGCCGGAGCAUCGCUGGAACCAUGCCUCUUCUGCAGAUUUGGACUGGGAAAUUUCAUCCACCAAUUUGAUCAUCGGGAGGCUGCUGCUCAGUCAUUCAUGCCAGUGUUUGUUUUUUUAAGAGGAAGAAUACUUGUCAUCACUUUUAAAAGUAUUGUCUAUGCUGUUUUUUAAGCAAGAUGUCUGAUCUUCUGGUGUUGGUCGAGGGGCUCUGUGACCUGCACGGAUUUCCAUAGCCGGGGAAAACAGCGGGGGCCAAUUACGAGAUUUUUUUUAAAUCAAGAACCCUAUUUUAAUGAAGACAUCGCAUGCGUAGAUGUAGGGUAGAUUAUUCGACAUUUAAAAAAAAGGCAAUUAUAUUUUAAUUGCCAAUUUUUACUUUGUGCAUUUUCUGGAGGACCACUGGACUGGUUGGAUUAUAGAAACUAUAUAUAAGGAUUUGUGGAGAUGUUGGGUCGUCAAGAAGAUAAAAUAUGUGGAAUUUUCUCUGCUCUGGCGGCUUUGUCCUUCUUCUGCUUUGUUCAAAGCUCUUCCACGGGAAGCACCGGAAUGUCUUUGGCCAAGACCACCGUGGACAAGUUGCUGAAGGGAUAUGACAUCCGAUUGAGGCCUGAUUUUGGAGGUCCUCCAGUCAUCGUAGGAAUGAGCAUCAACAUUGCGAGCAUCGACUCCAUCUCAGAAGUAAACAUGGACUACACCAUCACAAUGUAUUUCCAGCAGAGCUGGCGGGACAAGCGUCUGGCCUACACUGAGAUGAAGCUGAACCUGACUCUGGACAACCGUGUAGCAGACCAGCUGUGGCUCCCUGACACCUACUUCCUUAACGACAAGAAGUCCUUUCUUCAUGGGGUGACAGUGAAGAACCGUAUGAUCCGACUGCACCCAGAUGGCACUGUCCUCUACGGGCUGAGAAUAACCACCACCGCUGCAUGCAUGAUGGAUCUGAGGAGGUACCCUCUUGAUGAACAGAACUGCACCCUGGAGAUUGAAAGCUACGGAUACACCACAGAUGACAUCGUAUUCUUCUGGCAGGGAGGGGACACCGCUGUGACGGGCGUUGACAAGUUGGAGUUACCCCAGUUCUCCAUUGUGGAGCUCCGCUUGGUGUCCAGGGAGGUCGAGUUUACUACAGGUUCAUACCCGAGGCUCUCGCUGAGUUUCAAGAUUAAGAGGAACAUUGGAUAUUUCAUCCUGCAGACGUACAUGCCCUCAAUCUUGAUCACCAUCCUCUCCUGGGUCUCCUUCUGGAUCAAUUAUGAUGCCUCUGCAGCUCGGGUGGCCCUGGGUGUGACAACGGUGCUUACCAUGACAACAAUUAACACCCACCUUAGGGAGACUCUCCCAAAGAUUCCGUAUGUGAAAGCCAUCGACGUCUACCUCAUGGGCUGUUUUGUGUUUGUGUUCCUGGCCCUGCUCGAAUAUGCCUUUGUAAAUUACGUGUUCUUUGGCCGGGGCCCUGCGCAACAGAAGAAAAUCAACGAGAGGCUGAACAAAGCCAACAACGAGCGCACAAGAUACGAAGAGAAGCGCCUGAGGGAACAGGACUCCAUUUCCGCGUCGUAUCAAACCAACACCUUCAGGUCAUUUACACAGCGAAGAAAUCUGUAUCUCGAGGAACAAAGAAAAGUUGGGGUGGAUGCUUAUGGAAACAUCCUCCUCACCACGCUGGAGAUGAACAACGAAGUGAUGCCUUCGGACGUGGGGAGCAGCGUCAGUGACUCUCGGAACUCCGUCAUGUCCUUCGACAGCUCCGGGGUCCAAUUCAGGAAGCCCAUGACUCCCCGAGACGGCUUCAGCCACCACUCGCUGGACCGGAGCGCCAUGCGUAACCGUGCCAACUGCCGGCUACGACGACGAUCCUCCAAGCUCAAGUUGAAAAUCCCAAACCUGUCAGAUGUUAGCACCAUUGACAAGUGGUCCCGGGUCAUUUUCCCAAUCACCUUUGGAUUUUUCAACCUAAUCUACUGGUUGUACUAUGUGAAUUGACGUGCAUCCCACUAGGAAUCAUGGGCCAUAUUUUGAGAGCACAUUAAAUUGGCUUUGAUACAGUUCCAAAAUAUGUAUACACAUAUACAAGUUGAACAUAUGUAUAUGCAUAUUUAUAUAUAUUAUAUUUAUAUAUACAUGUGUGAAAUCCGAAGGACCUUUCUGCUGUACAAAGUAUUAAUAGGAUGACUUGAAUGUUUAAGAGUAAUUGUGAGAGAAGAAUUUCAAGGCUUUGAGUUUCUUUUUGCUCCCGGAAGAAACAAACAAACACACAAACACGAGAUCCCACCCGGGGUUUUUGGAACUAAAGACUGCAUGAUAUUUUUGCUAAAAAAAACAACCAACAACAACCACAAGAAAAAAGAGAAAGUGAAACUCUUGAGAGGGGAAAGAUGUCUCAGAGUCCCAUUGACUUUUUAUUGAUACUUAUUGUAAUCAGAAAUCCUCGACUGCAGCUCUUGAGAUCAGUGGUGGCUCGUCUGUUCAGGCAUCAGCUGAGUGAGA
This is a messenger RNA of Trematomus bernacchii (emerald rockcod), 2578 nucleotides long. RefSeq names its product gamma-aminobutyric acid type A receptor subunit beta4 (gene gabrb4). NCBI's taxonomy places the organism in Eukaryota, Metazoa, Chordata, Actinopteri, Perciformes, Nototheniidae. Gene Ontology annotation, molecular function: GABA-A receptor activity; neurotransmitter receptor activity; extracellular ligand-gated monoatomic ion channel activity. The transcript has 10 exons. Bases 536 to 2074 code for a protein of 512 amino acids. Gene Ontology annotation, biological process: regulation of membrane potential; signal transduction; chemical synaptic transmission. The record is from RefSeq and is a predicted model, not a curated record. Gene Ontology annotation, cellular component: neuron projection; membrane; synapse.